AGCACUGUGGAUGGAAAUAUUUAAAUUACCAGAGACGAUGAAUGGAUGGGGCACUCACCUAGAGUGGGAGAUUGGCAGCUGACCUUGGCUGCACGUGUGCUGAAUGGUGAGCUCGCAUUGAACAGCCUGCUGCUGUGUCUUGGCUGGGCUCCCAAUCCAGGUGCUGGGAUGGCUGGAGAAGGUGACGACUUGCAGUUGAGCUGAGGGAGGCGUGAAGCAUCAUCCAUCCCCUGCUUACAUUUGAGAAUUAGAGGCAUGGAUCUUUGGUAUCUGCUGUUUACUUUGGCAUUGGUCUGUGCAAAUGACUCGCUUUCUGCAAGUGAUGACCUUCUGCGGUGGCCACAAAUCAGCAAAUGCAGAUCACCUGAACUGGAGACAUUUUCAUGUUAUUGGACUGAUGGAAAUUUUUAUAACCUCACGGCUCCAGGAACAAUACAGCUAUUGUACAUGAAAAGAAAUGAUGAGGACUGGAAGGAAUGCCCUGAUUAUAUCACCGCAGGAGAAAAUAGCUGUUAUUUCAAUACAUCCUACACCUCUAUUUGGAUACCAUAUUGUGUUAAGCUUGCCAAUAAAGACGAAGUAUUUGAUGAAAAAUGUUUCAGUGUUGAUGAAAUAGUACUACCUGAUCCCCCUGUCCACCUUAACUGGACUCUGCUAAAUACUAGUCAGACUGGGAUCCAUGGGGAUAUUCAAGUAAGAUGGGAUCCACCACCAACAGCAGAUGUCCAGAAGGGAUGGAUUACUCUGGAGUAUGAAUUGCAGUACAAAGAAGUUAAUGAGACAAAAUGGAAUAAGUUAAAACCCGAGCUCUCAACAAUGGUUCCACUGUACUCUCUGAAGAUGGGAAUAGAUUAUGAGAUACGAGUCCGAUCAAGACAACGUACCUCCGAAAAAUUUGGGGAGUUCAGUGAAAUCCUUUAUGUGUCAUUUUCUCAAAUAGGAGUUGAAUUUGUUCAUUGUGCUGAAGAAAUUGAGUUUCCAUGGUUCUUAGUCGGUAUCUUCGGAUCAUGUGUGCUGGCCAUAACAGUGAUCUUAAUCCUGCUGUCUAAACAACCAAGGUUAAAAAUGCUGAUUUUUCCUCCUGUACCAGUUCCAAAGAUUAAAGGGAUUGACUCAGAUCUCUUGAAGAAAGGAAAACUUGAUGAAGUGAGCUCCAUCUUAGCCAGCCAUGACAGCUACAAGACACAGCUAUACAGUGAUGAUUUGUGGGUUGAGUUUAUUGAGUUGGACAUAGAAGACCCAGAUGAAAAGAAGAGAGUCUCAGAUACUGACAGGCUCCUGAGUGAAGAACAUCUGAAAUCACACAGUUGCUUGGGAGCAAAGGAUGAUGACUCUGGACUGGCCAGUUGUUGUGAACCAGAUAUUCCAGAGACAGAUUUCAGUGCAAGCGACACAUGUGAGGCCAUCUCUGAUAUUGAUCAGUUCAAAAAGGUCACUGAGAAAGAAGAGGAUCUCUUGUGCCUUGAUAGAAAAGAAAAUUAUGAGUCUCUUCCAAGCCUUGCCAACACAGAUGCCCAACAGCCGCGUGUGAGCACUCGGUCUGGCAACAGCCAGCCAUGGCCACCUUUUGCAGGCAGCACUGACUCAGCCAGUCCACUGAUCCAUGCCCAGCUGAGUCACCAGAACACAUUGACAACUACUGACUUUUACGCGCAAGUGAGUGAUAUUACUCCAGCCGGACGUGUCGUACUUUCACCAGGGAAGAAAUCCAAGAUGGGGAGAGCACAGUGUGAAGGCUGCAUGGAACAAAACUUCACCAUGGACAGCGCCUACUUCUGUGAGGCAGAUGUGAAAAAAUGUAUUGCUGUGACUUCCCACGAAGAGGAGGAGCCACGUGUUCAGGAGCAAAGCUGUAUCGACAAUGCUUACUUCACCACAGAGAGCCUUACCACUACCGGUAUCAACCUUGGAGCUUCAGCUGCAGAAGUUCAAGCCCCAAGUUCAGAGAUACCUGUCCCAGACUAUACAUCCAUUCAUAUUGUUCACUCUCCACAAGGCCUUGUGCUCAAUGCAACUGCACUGCCUGUGCCAGACAAGGAAUUCAACAUGUCCUGUGGCUAUGUGAGCACAGACCAGCUGAACAAAAUGAUGCCGUAGCUCUUCUUUGACUAGGUGUGCGUAGUGUUUUACAGCAGAGGGUCAGCUCAGGCUUGUAUGCUGAAACCAAAAUGAAGUCUAAAAGUUUCUCGUGGUUCUUAAAAUUCUAUCUGAAAUGUUGCAACAUAAAAUAUUCAUCACAAUAUUCCUAUUGUGUUCUGUAAAUAUUAUCUAUUAAUUUGUCUUGAGACUGUUCUACUAGCAGUGGCUGUCUUGUUCUUGUGGGUGUUGAUUUUUGUGAUACUAAACAUUGAAAUUACUAUGUUUAAUGUACAGUGAAUCAUGCUUUUUGAUAAAGCUAAAAAUUAUGUGGUUUAAAGACUAAGAAUUUAGUAGAAGCUGUGCUGUUGGCAGAGAUCUUUGUAUCAGUAAUUGGGAACUGAACAUAUAGGUUAAAAAAUGAAAGUAGCUUGAAUAAAUAAAACAUCUAUUUUGAUUUAUACAAAUUAAUAACAUAUAUUUUAAUAUUUUAGUC
Chaetura pelagica (chimney swift) is the source of this 2572-nucleotide messenger RNA. It is a transcript of the gene GHR, whose product is annotated as growth hormone receptor. Gene Ontology annotation, molecular function: growth factor binding; growth hormone receptor activity; peptide hormone binding. The record is from RefSeq and is a predicted model, not a curated record. The coding region runs from base 256 to 2097 and encodes 613 amino acids. The transcript has 11 exons. NCBI's taxonomy places the organism in Eukaryota, Metazoa, Chordata, Aves, Apodiformes, Apodidae. Gene Ontology annotation, cellular component: growth hormone receptor complex; membrane; external side of plasma membrane. Gene Ontology annotation, biological process: positive regulation of receptor signaling pathway via JAK-STAT; positive regulation of peptidyl-tyrosine phosphorylation; growth hormone receptor signaling pathway.